Syngnathoides biaculeatus (alligator pipefish) is the source of this 732-nucleotide messenger RNA. RefSeq names its product protein CEBPZOS-like. Lineage: Eukaryota; Metazoa; Chordata; Actinopteri; Syngnathiformes; Syngnathidae. The transcript has 4 exons. The coding region runs from base 155 to 415 and encodes 86 amino acids. The record is from RefSeq and is a predicted model, not a curated record.
AGCUUCCGUAGUUAGCAAAGACUUGUAAUAGCUGUUAGCUUGACCGUUCGACACGACAAAGACCUUCAGCCUCAUAACACAAACGCAGUCUUUAUUUCUUUUAAUUAAUAAUCAGUACAAAUUUUUAAAUGUUUUUCGUGUUGGUACUAAAAGGAUGUCUCCCAAAUCAUUAGGACCUCUGGCCAAAAAGCUGAUGAAAGUUGUCAUUGUGGCUGAACUCCUCGGCGUCUUUGGAGUGUAUGCACUCUUCCACACUAUGAACACUAACCAAGAUUUCAGGAGCACUAUGAAGAGAAGGUUCCCAUCCAUUCUGGAGGUUUACUAUAAGUCCAACGAGCUGGCGGGCGUCUACGGCGUGCGGGAGAGGGACCAACUUGACUGGUCCACGCACCCGACGGAUGCCGAUGACCACUGAUGACUACUUCCUCUUCCUCUUGUUGUUCCCCCUCGCCGCCGUCGUGAAUAUCUUCCCCCGUCCAAACUGCUUCUUCUUGUUGAACAUGGACUUCUUCCUGCGCAGCGUCUUGGCGUCGCGGUCAUGGAUCCAGUCGUCGCGUUGGCUCUCCCACUUCAGCUGCUUCACACCUGCAGAGGAAAUGGUCACAAUUUGGUGUGAAACUUUGUGACGGAACAAUAGUUUUCAGUCACUACUGGUCAGGAAAUCAAUUUAAAGGACUUUGCAAUAAUAAUAGUUUGAACUCUCUAAUGCCAAAAGUAAAGAUGUGAUAUUAA